Closterium sp. Naga37s-1 is the source of this 428-nucleotide messenger RNA. Lineage: Eukaryota; Viridiplantae; Streptophyta; Zygnematophyceae; Desmidiales; Closteriaceae. The record is from the annotation of a GenBank genome assembly.
GAAUGCCGCCCAUGGGCAUGUGGCAGUGGUUAUCGCAAUCACCUGUUGAGUCGUCCUCUGAUCAAAAGGUGGAGAAGAGUGAGCAGCGGGAAGAGAAGGCUCCCCUGCAGACCAACACGCAGCAUCAUCUGGUGCCGACUAAUCCACCGCCGCCACGUCAGCAGCAGCAUCAGUGGUGUCAGCCGCCCAUCCAACUGCAACUCCUCAUCGUGUGCCUGUGUCCUCCUUCUGCUCCCUACGCUCAUGGAUCUGCUCUUUGUGCGUCUGAUGCUCCUCCUGGUGCUGCUGAAGCCGUUCCCUUCGUGGUGCACUUAGAAUGUGAGCCGGGCAAGGUAGCAACACUAGGUGUAGCUUUCGGAUUGAUCUCCAGUCAAUUUGUGCCUGAGGGGAUGGUUAAUCAUACCGGUAUGUCUCAUCCUCACUCGUAG